Messenger RNA from Rotaria sp. Silwood2, 134 nucleotides. Lineage: Eukaryota; Metazoa; Rotifera; Eurotatoria; Philodinida; Philodinidae. The record is from the annotation of a GenBank genome assembly.
UAGAUAUUGGUUGCACAACACCUAUAAUUCUCUGCGGUUUACCGGAUGGAACUGCCGGUUUACCGCGAUUUACCGCGGUUUACCCGAAGAAACCGCCGGUAAACCGCGGUUUAACCGCAGAAACCGCCGGUUAA